Xiphias gladius (swordfish) is the source of this 1462-nucleotide messenger RNA. RefSeq names its product tumor necrosis factor, alpha-induced protein 8-like 3 (gene tnfaip8l3). The coding region runs from base 293 to 901 and encodes 202 amino acids. The record is from RefSeq and is a predicted model, not a curated record. Lineage: Eukaryota; Metazoa; Chordata; Actinopteri; Istiophoriformes; Xiphiidae. The transcript is spliced from 2 exons. Gene Ontology annotation, cellular component: cytoplasm. Gene Ontology annotation, biological process: regulation of apoptotic process.
GAGACAGGAGAAGAGAGGAGAGCGAAGGGAAAAGAGAGCAAAAAAAAAAAAAAACAAGAGAACAGCUCAGCAAAUCAGCCCAGUAGCAUUCCUCUCACAGCUGCAGUGAUUUAGGCUGGGAGGGGAAGUUUAGCUCACAAGAAGAAAAAAAAAAAAAAAACAAGAAAUUUGAUUGUAUUGUAUUUUUUUUUCUGUGGGUGAAGAAAUCAGAAGAUUCCCUGGAAAGGAAGGUGAACAAGAAGGAAGAGGAAUCAGAGAGCUUCUGCAGCCUCCGAGUGUCCUGCAGGGGAAGAUGGAUUCAGACUCCGGAGAGCAGAGUGACGGAGACCUCUCCCCAGGACAGGAGAGUUUUAACUCUCGCUCCCUGGCUCUGCAGGCCCAGAAGAAGAUCCUGAGUAAGAUGGCGACCAUGGUGGUGGCCAACAUGCUGACAGAUGACACCAGCAGCGAGAUCUUGGAUGAGCUGUACAAGGCGAGCCGGGAGUUCACAAAGAGCAAGAAGGAGGCCCACAAGAUCAUCAAGGACGUCAUCAAGAUCGCCCUGAAGAUCGGCAUCUUAUACCGCAACCACCAGUUCAGCCCCGACGAGCUGGACACGGUGGAGCGCUUCAAGAAAAAGAUGAACCAGGCGGCCAUGACGGCGGUGUCGUUCUAUGAGGUGGAGUACACCUUUGACAGGAAUAUUCUGUCAGAGCUCCUGCUGGAGUGCAGGGACCUGCUUCACACCCUGGUCGAGCAGCACCUGACCGCACGCUCGCAUGCACGCAUCGAUCACGUUUUCAACCAUUUUGCCCACGGGGAGUUCCUGGCCGAGCUGUACGGGGACGGAGAGGAGUACAGACUCUCUCUGAGGAAGAUCUGCAAUGGCAUCAACAAACUGCUGGACGAAGGAACGCUUUAACCUCUCACACCUGACCUCUUUCACCUCUAGCUCUUUCUCCUCUUCCUCCUUUUCUUGCUGGUCUCUCCUGCCUCCUUCUAUUUCCUUUUCACUUGCUCACCGCUGACCGCUCACAUCCUUGACCUUCUUUUUGCUCUCAUCCUCCCGUUACUUCUGCAUCCGUUUCCGUGGAGCUAGUUGUAACAUCCAGAUGCUGUGGUUCGACGAGGGAUUUUUUUUUUUUUUUAGACUGUCUUUCUACUCAGUGGAUCAUUGCUGCACACUGGGACAGCCUGUUUCACGUUGUACGCAUUCCAAGUCAUCCCCUUUUGUCUGCAAAAGUGUACCGUACCAAUGGCCAAAAAAAAAUGCAUUAGGUAUAUUUGGAUAUGGAAGAUAACCAGUGUUAGUGACCUGUCGCACUCUCUUUGUGUUUGUGUGUGUGUGCACGCGUUUGAAUGGGAUUCUCUUGAAUAAUGUGUUUGUACAUAAGACCAACUAUGACAUGGUGUGUGUAUUAUGUAUCUGUGUUUCAAUCUUGCUUACAAGGGUGUAACACUUGUCUUUUAUUAAAGAUUUCUU